CACGUCCAAUCCUACCAUUUCUGCUCAAUUCAUACUGAAGUGUUUUGCAUAUUUGAAUCGGUAGGACGGACGACUAAGCCACGCAUUUGUGAUUGGGCCAUUUAGAUCGAGAAACAGUUUUCCACCAAUGAUGGACGACUGUGUAUUGACGCUUACGAGGAGAAAAAUGCAGUUACUCUUCCUGUUUGGAAUCAAACCAGGAAAUACAGACAUGUAACUCGGGACGAAGUUGUUUUCAUACAAUCUCGUUGACAGUUUAUUCUUAUUUCAAUUGUAUAAUAACACGUAAUAGACAUGGCUUCUUUAUUCAAGAAAAAGACAGUGGAUGAUGUCAUCAAGGAGCAAACCAAAGAGCUCAGGGGCACCCAGCGGCAGAUCACACGAGACCGCACCGCUCUGGAGAGACAGGAGAAACAGAUGGAGAUGGAGAUUAAGAAGAUGGCCAAGGCUGGGAAUAAGGACGCCUGUAAGAUUCUGGCCAAGCAGCUGAUACAGCUGAGGAAGCAGAAGAACCGCACAUACGCUGUCAGUUCAAAGGUCACGUCCAUGUCGACGCAAACCAAGCUCAUGAACUCUCAGAUGAAGAUGGCUGGGGCCAUGGCCACGACUACCAAAACCAUGCAGGCUGUCAAUAAGAAGAUGGACCCCCAGAAGACACUCCAGACGAUGCAGAACUUCCAGAAGGAGACGGCCAAGAUGGAGAUGACUGAGGAGAUGAUGAACGACACUCUGGACGAUCUCUUCGACGGCUCUGACGAUGAGGAGGAGACCGAUAACAUCGUCUCACAGGUGCUGGAUGAGAUCGGCAUCGAGAUCUCAGGAAAGAUGUCAAAGGCCCCCGCGGCGAGCAGGAACAAACCCAGCGCCGCCUCCUCCUCGAAAGCAGACACCAUCUCAGACGACGAGAUCGAGAGACAGCUCAAGGCCCUGGGAGUGGACUAAUGCAGAGACUCUUUCUCACACACACACACACACACACACACACUGGCACACUACUUCAAAAUAUACCGCUUGGACAUUCAAAGGCACAUUCUGUCUGCCGUGAAGUCUGUCUGGACUAUGACACACACACACACACACACACACACACACACACACACACACGCAUGCCUUCAGUAUCCCUGAUGUGUCCCUUGUGACCUCUGCAGCAGAGUGAGUCCCCACAGGAGGGCGCUGUUCUGAUGCGCUGUCCUUCUGCUCUAUACUGUACAGCUCUAAUCGGCUGGCUCAGGUGUGUGUCUGUGUGUGUGUGUGUGUGUGUGUGUGUGUGUGUGUGUGUGUGUACAGCGCUCUGAGAGCAGCCAUGUUCCGUGGAGGUUCUCUACGUUAUGGAAAGGUUCUUGUUUAGGGUCUGUGGGUUUAUAGACAUGGUCAGCCCAAAGAGGAAGUGGAAUGUUAGCCUUUCAUUUUGAACACACACACACACACACACACACACACACACUCCUCCACAGCCAUCUACCUCUCUACCUGAUGGAUCUGUGACAGCAUUCUGCUGCCGAGGGUUUGGCGGACACACACACACACACACACACUAACCGUGGCCUCUGCUGGCCACAGCUUCCUCUCUGGGCGACUGCACUAAUUAGAAUGAGAGGGUGUGUGUGUGUGUGUGUGUGUGUGUGUGUGUGUGUGUGUGUGUGUGUGUGUGUGUGUGUGUGUGACGCUAGCUCAGGUUCCCUGGCUGACUCUAGGCUAAUAUCAGGCCAACUCUGGGCUUUGACCUCCUCUUGGUUGUGUGGGUGUGUCUGCCAUGUGUGUUUGAUAGAUAGAGAGAGAGAGAGAGAGUGAGUGUGUGUGUGUGUGUGUGUGUCUGAGGGAAAUACACAGCCAUGCAGUGAUCAUUCUGUAUGAGGAUGCUGCUGAUUCCCUCUUUGCCACCUCCUACAGGUCUAACCCACUCAGUGCCACAGUGUGUGUGUGUGUGUGUGUGUGUGUGUGUGUGUGUGUGUGUGUGUGUGUGUGUGUGUGUGUGUGUGUGUGUGUGUGGGGUUGCUUUAGAGUACUGACAUGUAUAGUCAGAACCUAGAACUUAAAUAAGAACCUUUUCCUAAUGCGAGUGUGAUUGACAGGUCUUGAUUUAGUCUCCUGCUGAGGGGACCAGACUGAAUCUGGGGUUCCUAACUGUUUUAACACUGCAAUAUGGGGAAGGGUGCUUCUCAUUUCACCAGUGGCUUGGUGGUCUUGACUCUUGUUUUUCUCAGUAGUUCCUGCUCCUAGUAAUAUAUUUGCCUUUAGAUGGACAUUUGGAGAAGGAGUUGUUCAUUAUCCUACGGGAUUUUCACUUAUAUGCUAUAAAUAAAGUACCUUUUUAAAUAAGCAGA
This is a messenger RNA of Clupea harengus (Atlantic herring), 2324 nucleotides long. RefSeq names its product charged multivesicular body protein 2Bb (gene chmp2bb). Gene Ontology annotation, biological process: vacuolar transport. The record is from RefSeq and is a predicted model, not a curated record. NCBI's taxonomy places the organism in Eukaryota, Metazoa, Chordata, Actinopteri, Clupeiformes, Clupeidae.